Nymphaea colorata (pocket water lily) is the source of this 2172-nucleotide messenger RNA. RefSeq lists its product as uncharacterized. Gene Ontology annotation, biological process: transmembrane transport. The transcript has 4 exons. NCBI's taxonomy places the organism in Eukaryota, Viridiplantae, Streptophyta, Magnoliopsida, Nymphaeales, Nymphaeaceae. Gene Ontology annotation, cellular component: membrane. Gene Ontology annotation, molecular function: transmembrane transporter activity. The record is from RefSeq and is a predicted model, not a curated record. The coding region runs from base 550 to 2013 and encodes 487 amino acids.
CAGCUAUGAAAAUGAUAAUCUUAUUGCUUACAUGAACCGCAUGAUACAUAAGAAAGUAUAAUCUAAAACGAUUCUUGUUAGACCCAUUGUGUCGAACUAUCGGUGAAGUUUGUCAGAUGCUGUUAACUAGAAACCAACUAAAUUUCGUUUGCAUGAGUCGGAGGCUGGAAGCAAGACUCGUUGACCCGACGCCUCGUAGGUUGGAGGGCAACCGCCAUUUUUCAAAGAUCGGGAGGACGUCGCUUUUCUCUCAGAUUAUCAACCAUCUUAUAGUCGUCGGAGUACUGGGAGCCUCGUCGUUUUUCCCUUCCCCAUCUUUGCUUUAGCUUAUCUUCUUCGAUUUUAAUAAUUUUCCUUGCUAUGUUUCUUCCUUGCCGCUUCUUCUUCCUCCUCCUCUUCCGUCUGUAUAGAGAAUAAUGAAUUGCCUAAAUUCUGCAAUCCUGGCGUUCUCUCUGUUUUAAUCUCUUCCGCUAGCGACGAUGUCGAGGACAUUGGUUCGAUGGUUCGCGGAUCUGUUUAUUGGAGGGAAGGCGGUAGCGGGCUGAUCUGAUGGGCGACCUGCUUUCCUCUCGUUCUCGAGUUCGCUCCUUCAGAUCUCACAGAAAGAACACCAUGAAGACAAAAAAAAUAUUUGGGUUCUCUCUCUCGCUUCUUCUUAUAAACAUGGCCGCCAUAAUGGAACGGGCUGAUGAGAAUCUGCUUCCAUCUGUAUACAAAGAAGUCAGUGCUGCUUUCAAUGCCGGCCCUACUGAUCUAGGGUAUCUUACUUUCAUUCGUAACUUUGUACAGGCGAUACUAUCACCAGUUGCAGGUGUUUUAGUACUUCACUAUGACCGCCCUAUAGUUCUUGCUACAGGCACUCUAUGUUGGGCACUCUCGACUGCUGCAGUAGGUGUGAGUCAGCAUUUCAUGCAAGUAGCUUUUUGGAGAGCAGUCAAUGGAUUAGGGUUAGCAAUUGUAAUACCAGCACUUCAGUCCUUUAUUGCCGACAGCUAUCUUGAUGGUGCGCGAGGAGUAGGUUUUGGGUUGCUGAACCUUGUUGGUUCAGCUGGUGGUAUUGGUGGUGGUGUUGUAGCAACUGUGAUGGCUGGGCAAGAAUUUUUUGGUGUUCCAGGGUGGCGUUGUGCAUUUAUUAUGAUGGCAUUUUUAAGUUCAAUAAUUGGGCUGCUCGUUUUUAUGUUUGUUAUUGACCCAAGAAGGGCGUCCCAAUUUGCAACUGGAACCAGCGACCACUUUGAAAGAUCUGACUUGAUUGAAAAACCAGAUACGGCUUCCUCAUCCCUGUUUCAUGGUUCAUGGAUAGCCAUGAAAACAGUUGUGAAGGUGCAGACGUUUCAAGUAAUUGUCAUGCAAGGAAUUGUUGGUUCACUGCCAUGGACGGCAAUGGUGUUCUUCACUAUGUGGUUUGAACUGAUUGGUUUUGGGCAUAAAAGCUCAGCUGCACUACUAAGCCUUUUCGCAAUAGGAUGUGCUCUGGGGAGCCUUCUUGGGGGAUACUUAGCAGAUCGUGUUUCACGUGUAUAUCCAAACACAGGACGCAUUAUGUGUGCACAAUUCAGUGCAUUGAUGGGGGUUCCUUUUUCUUUCCUCCUCCUCAUCGGGAUCCCACAGACUGAAACAAGCUGGUUUUCUUUUGCCGUUACUCUCUUCCUCAUGGGACUUACAAUCAGCUGGUCUGGCACAUGCGCCAACAACCCCAUUUUUGCUGAAGUGGUUCCUGUGAAGCACAGAACUAUGAUAUAUGCCUUUGACAGGGCCUUCGAAGGUUCAUUCUCGGCUUUUGCAGCACCUAUUGUUGGAGUCCUCUCUGAAAAACUUUACGGGUACGAUCCGAAGUCUGUAAAACUAGACUCAGGAUCAGCAAAGGAAGCAUAUGCAUUAUCACGUGGACUGCUUUGUAUGAUGGCUUUUCCCUGGGCACUCUGUGCACUGUUCUAUACUCCCUUGUAUGUAACAUUCAGAAGGGACCGACAAAAUGUGAACAUGGCUGCAAAAGAACAGGAGCUAACAUGAUAAGAACUUGAUUUCGGAGGCACCAAUCAUGUUGUGUCAAUCCGUAAAGUACUGACAAAGAGGAUCCUAUAUGACUUGUUUCUUUCGAAGAGGAAAAUUGUAAUUCAGUUUCAUUUAAUUUACUGGAUGAUUGGCCAAGUGCAGCAGUGAUUAAGAUUA